Molecule: messenger RNA, 1608 nt
Organism: Penicillium lagena
Lineage: Eukaryota; Fungi; Ascomycota; Eurotiomycetes; Eurotiales; Aspergillaceae
Product: NADPH-adrenodoxin reductase
Exons: 2
Coding region: 1-1608 (535 amino acids)
Biological process (GO): ubiquinone biosynthetic process
Cellular component (GO): mitochondrion
Source: RefSeq, a predicted model, not a curated record
AUGCGACUGGGAAGAGCGUCUUUUGUUUGUGCACAUUGCACUGCGCGGCUUGGUGGGCGGCCAUUGCUCUCCACUGCGCGCUUGUCAGCAUCGCUGUGGCAACAUCCCCGGCGUCUGAAUAGCGAUGUCGCUUCAACGCGGCCAUUCCGGGUUGCCAUUGUGGGCUCUGGGCCGGCGGGAUUCUACGCUGCCUCUCGUCUGCUGGCCAAACAACACAAUACAGUGGUGGAUAUGUACGAGAAACUCCCGGUUCCAUUUGGUCUGGCUCGGUACGGUGUAGCCCCAGAUCAUCCUGAGGUUAAGAAUUGUGAAGAUAAGUUUACAGAGGUUGCAUCCUCUCCGCGUUUCAACUUUGUUGGAAACGUUGAUCUCGGGAAUGAUCUACCGCUCUCCAGCCUCAAGCCACACUAUGACGCCAUUCUCUUCGCCUACGGAGCUUCCAAGGAUAAGGAAUUGGGGAUACCAGGAGAGCAGGCUCUCCGUAGCGUCUACUCGGCACGUGCUUUUGUCGGCUGGUACAAUGGUCUCCCCGAGCACCGCGAUCUGGAGCCGGACCUAACCAGCGGGGAAGACGCUGUGAUCGUGGGCCAAGGCAACGUGGCGCUCGAUGUGGCCAGGAUUCUGCUUUCCGACGUGGAUGCUCUUCGGAGCACUGACAUCACCGACUAUGCUCUAGAGACAUUGUCUAAGAGCCGCAUCAAGCGGGUGCGCGUCGUCGGUCGCCGUGGACCUUUGCAGGUCGCAUUCACUAUCAAGGAAGUUCGUGAACUUUUGAAUCUUCCCUCUGUCUCAUUCGAUCCGAUACCAGGGGAUAUCAUGCCCCCGGAAUCGGUCAUAUCUGCCCUUCCCAGGGCACAGAAGCGCCUUAUGCAGCUGCUUGCCAAAGGCUCCACAAAUGACCCAAAGACGGCAACCAAAUCCUGGUCUCUCGACUUUCUUCUUGCGCCAGAGUGCCUGCACUGGUCGCCUAUGUAUCCCUAUCACCUAUCACAUGUCAAGUUCUCCCGCAACGAGCUUGACCCAUCUGACCCGUAUAACCCCAGCUCCAAAGUCUCUCCCAAGCUCAUGGCCAGUGGGGAACGCGCUCGGGUCAACCUCCCUGCCAGCGUAUUUUUCCGCAGUGUCGGUUACAAGUCGCUUCCGCUGCCGGGGCUUGAAGACCUGGGGGUUCAGUUUGACACCAACCGUGGGGUGAUUCCCAACGAUGGAUUUGGCCGCGUUACUAGCCUCUCGAAAUUGGGGGAGGACCGGCAGCUACCUGACGGCUCGCUCAUCUCCUACGUACCUGGUCUAUACUGUGCCGGCUGGGUCAAGCGCGGUCCAACUGGCGUAAUUGCCUCGACCAUGACUGACGCCUUCACCACUGCCGAUGCGAUUGUUAAAGAUCUGGCAGACAGUCAAGGUUCCUUGCUGCAUGCACCUGGCCAAAGCAGUGGGCUAGGCUGGGAUGGGGUACGGGCCGAGGCUGAGUCUCGUGGUCUCCGCGCGACAUCGUGGCAAGACUGGCAGCGCAUCGAUGCCGUGGAGCGAGAGUGUGGUCAGAACAAGGGCAAGGUUCGCGAUAAGUUUGGACGUGUACAAGAGAUGUUGGAUGUGAUAUUAAAGUAA